Lucilia sericata (common green bottle fly) is the source of this 1760-nucleotide messenger RNA. RefSeq lists its product as uncharacterized. The transcript has 4 exons. Gene Ontology annotation, cellular component: cytoplasm; actin cytoskeleton. The record is from RefSeq and is a predicted model, not a curated record. Lineage: Eukaryota; Metazoa; Arthropoda; Insecta; Diptera; Calliphoridae. Gene Ontology annotation, biological process: actin filament polymerization. Gene Ontology annotation, molecular function: protein binding. The coding region runs from base 182 to 1429 and encodes 415 amino acids.
CUUGACGCAUUAAAUUAGACAUAAAACAAGUGACAGGGAUAAAAAUAACAAAUGAUAGUUUCAUACAAAAAAGGAUAUUAAUUGGAAAAAAGUUUUGUAAAAAGCUAAAUAACAUCAUUGUGGAAUACUAUUAAAAUUAAAAUUUUAAUAAAAUUAUUUGAAAAUUUUAAAACUUGGCCAAAUGUUGCCAACAAAUAUGCUAGUGGGAGUGUAUUUUGCAGUCACCUGGUUAUGUACAUGCUUCGAAAUGACCAACUCUAGGACAUCAACAAUGUGGAAAUUAAAUAUGCAGACAGGGAAAAUUCAAACUCUCGAUGUGGACGGAGAACAAGUGAAGAAUUAUGCUUCAUUAGAUGAAGAUAUGCUCUACAAUUUUAAUGCCAUGGCAGAGGUUUACUCAAGGGAUGAAACGUUUUUUACACUAGUGUCUUCCACGCGCAUAGACAACCACAAUGGUUGGUUACGUCAGUCAGCGGAAAGCACCUUGGAAUCAUUGCUAGAAGCAAGAAAACUAAAGACUGAAAACAUUUUAAGAGCUAAAAAUAAGAAAUCCCAUCACAUUAAUAUUGAAAAUAAUGUUGCUCUACGUAAUAAUACUCAGAACGUGGUGGUGGAUACAUUGGAUUGUGGCCAACCAAUUAACUAUACUAAUUAUGAUUAUAUUAUAAAUUUAGGGGCUCAAUAUAAACACAAACAAACACCAGCUAUGCCUGAACCGGAUGUGAUAUAUUUCUUCUUGCCAUCUCAUGACCAAGAAGACUAUAAGAAUUUUAAUAUCGUAGCCUUAGAGAAACGUUUGAAACGCUUUAAGAGGCAAAAUCCUAUUUCCGCUGAACUUUACCAUCACAUAGGAAAUUAUUGGCGCAUUAUUGGCGAUCCCGUACAGGCCAUUAAAUGUUUUCGUCGUUCAUUAGAUAUAUCACCGGCUGCCUCGGAGGUUAUGUAUGAUUUAGCUAAAGUUCUUUAUAAUUUACAAUAUCUAGAUGAUGCCAUACAUAUGGCACGCAGAUCUAUUGAAUUUCAAGCACCACCUUAUACAGCGUGGCGUCAAUAUUUAUUGUUGGGUGACAUAAUGAAAACCUAUGGAGAUUUACGUAGUUCUAUACACUAUUAUCGUUUGGCUUUAGAGCUGAAUCCAACACAGGAACUCAUUUUAAGAUCUUUAAAUGAAGCUGAACAACGGCCAACGGCAACAUUGCACGCAUAUACCGUAGUUAUUAUAGUCAUAUUGGUUAUUAUGGUUCUAAUAGUUAUUCUAACUUCAAUGAUAACCGAAGUUCGGGCUGAUCAUCAUUAUACGAAUGGUCAAUGUACUAGUAAUUCCGAAGCUUAUGACGUUAAACCACAGCGUCAUUUUAAUCGUGCCAUGGCUAUGCGUUCUUUGAAGGGAUUAUCAGGUGCACGCUCUUUGCGUCAACGUAAAUAUUAAGAAGAGUUUCGAGUAAACAAACUAUAUAUUUGGUAUUUAAAUAUUUAUGCUUAUUUAAAUAAUUUUUUUCUCAUUAUUUCAUUUUAAUUUAUAUUGACUGUGAUAGCUUUUAAAUUAGUCAUAUUUUGUUCGAUUACCAUUUAAAAUAUGUACUAAAUAUAUGCUGAUACUUAAAAAAUUAUUAAACCAAAGAGAACAAAUUGAAAAAUAUGUAUAAGAUUUUAAAAUCUGUAAGUUUUUCGACAACUGUUGAAAUAACACUUUUCAUAUUACACCAUUAAAAUAAUAAUGUAUAUUAUUUCAUAUUAAUAUGUUAACGUAAAUGUAUUAU